This is a messenger RNA of Funneliformis mosseae, 243 nucleotides long. The record is from the annotation of a GenBank genome assembly. Lineage: Eukaryota; Fungi; Glomeromycota; Glomeromycetes; Glomerales; Glomeraceae.
GCCAAAUACUUUAUUGAAACAUCUUCAACAAUCCAUAUUGCAGACUUAAAAAGCAUUAUUUCAAGUGAAGAGUUUUUCACUACUCUAAAAAAAGAAGAAAAAGUUAGACCUAUUUGGAUUUUUCUUAUUGAUGAUAGACCUGAUGAAAAUCCAAAGUAUAUGAAGAAUAUUAUUCAAUACACUUAUCUUUUUUGCGCUCUCAAUCUGGAUUAUUUGACUGUUCACACUUAUACUUCAGGUUAA